This is a messenger RNA of Zonotrichia leucophrys gambelii, 2717 nucleotides long. RefSeq names its product ISL LIM homeobox 1 (gene ISL1). The record is from RefSeq and is a predicted model, not a curated record. Gene Ontology annotation, biological process: axonogenesis; neuron fate specification; positive regulation of transcription by RNA polymerase II. Gene Ontology annotation, molecular function: cis-regulatory region sequence-specific DNA binding; DNA-binding transcription factor activity, RNA polymerase II-specific. The transcript is spliced from 7 exons. Gene Ontology annotation, cellular component: nucleus. Lineage: Eukaryota; Metazoa; Chordata; Aves; Passeriformes; Passerellidae. Bases 299 to 1348 code for a protein of 349 amino acids.
CGCCGCGCCUCCGCACCGCACCCGGCACCGCGCACCGCACACCGCACCGCGCCUCGCCGCGCCGCUCCUGCGCCGCCACCGCUCCGCACCGCGCCCGCGCCGCUACGCGUGGACGGACCCCGCCGCGCCCCCGGCGCCGCGCCCCGCGCCGCGCCUCACCGCGCGUCCCCUUCUCUCUCCGCAGCCCUGACAGUGUCUCCCACGCCGGUGGUGUUUUCGACAGCUUUCAAACCUACUUUGGGGUCUUAAAACGAAACCGUACACCAUUUCACUGUGGACAUUACACCCUCUUACAGAUAUGGGAGACAUGGGAGACCCACCAAAAAAAAAACGUCUGAUUUCCCUAUGUGUUGGUUGCGGCAAUCAAAUUCACGAUCAGUAUAUUCUGAGGGUUUCUCCGGAUUUGGAAUGGCAUGCGGCGUGUUUGAAGUGUGCAGAGUGUAAUCAGUAUUUGGACGAGACCUGUACGUGCUUUGUUAGGGAUGGCAAAACCUACUGUAAAAGAGAUUAUAUCAGGUUAUACGGCAUCAAGUGCGCCAAAUGCAGCAUCGGCUUCAGCAAGAAUGACUUCGUGAUGCGCGCCCGCGCCAAGGUGUACCACAUCGAGUGUUUUCGCUGCGUGGCCUGCAGCCGCCAGCUCAUCCCCGGCGAUGAAUUCGCACUGCGGGAGGACGGCCUCUUCUGCCGGGCGGACCACGACGUGGUGGAGAGGGCCAGCCUGGGCGGCGGGGACCCUCUCAGCCCCCUGCAUCCCGCUCGGCCGCUGCAGAUGGCAGCAGAACCUAUCUCUGCCAGACAGCCAGCUCUGCGGCCCCACGUCCACAAGCAGCCCGAGAAGACAACCCGAGUCCGGACUGUCCUGAAUGAAAAACAGCUUCACACCUUGAGGACCUGCUACGCUGCCAACCCCAGACCUGACGCCCUCAUGAAAGAGCAGCUGGUAGAAAUGACUGGCCUCAGCCCAAGGGUCAUCAGGGUUUGGUUUCAAAACAAGCGAUGCAAGGACAAAAAAAGGAGCAUUAUGAUGAAGCAACUUCAGCAGCAGCAACCCAAUGACAAAACUAAUAUCCAAGGGAUGACAGGAACUCCAAUGGUGGCUGCUAGUCCGGAGAGACAUGACGGCGGUUUGCAGGCGAACCCCGUGGAGGUGCAGAGUUACCAGCCGCCCUGGAAAGUACUGAGUGACUUCGCAUUGCAGAGUGACAUAGACCAACCUGCUUUUCAGCAACUAGUUAAUUUUUCAGAAGGAGGACCUGGUUCCAAUUCUACUGGAAGUGAAGUAGCAUCAAUGUCCUCUCAGCUGCCAGAUACACCCAACAGCAUGGUAGCCAGUCCUAUUGAGGCAUGAGGAACAUUCAUUCAAAUAUCUGUUGUUGUUGUUUCUGCCCUUACCCUCAACCCUGUUGAAGAGAGUGGGAAAGUGAACGUGUUGGGACUUCGAAAUUUAGGGGGAAAGAAUACUUAACAACCCUGUAACGAACCUAGCAAGGAACUGCUCCAUGAGAUGAACGGAGUCAUAUUUGAAAAGACAAGGUAAUAUGGUAGCAACACUGUGAAGACAAUCAUGGGAUCUUACUAGAAAAAAAAAUACUUAAAAGAACCACAAACCCUGUGCUUUUCAAUUGUCAGAGAAGUAUCAAAAAGACAUUUUCCAGAUAUAAUGGAUUUGUACUCGUGGAUCUCAAAAAAAAAAAAAAAAAGGAAAUCUUUUCAUUUGACUGCACAUCUUAGGGAGAAACCAAGGUAGAGGGAGUUUCUAUCCGGUCCCUCCCAUUCCGAAUGGUGCUGUUUCUAUAUUGGGGAUAGCCUUGCCAAAAGAAGCUCCAGUAGGUUUUCCAUCAUCAGGAAAGAGACGAUUCAGCCCUGCAUUGCUGAAAGAUUCCUUGCAGGAAGGUGGAGCUGCAUUGGUUUGCAAUGUUGUUUUUAGUUGACUCUUAACAAGGGGUUUAUCCUGGGUCUCUUCUAGCAUGCCUGUAGCGGGGUUUUGAUUUUGUUUGGUUGAGAUCCACCCCCUAUUAAGUGUGAUGCGAUUAAAAAUAGGUUUUUGAAUUCCUCUUUAAAGGCGAAUUUAUAAAAACAUUGCAACAAGGUAUACCUCUAUUUUGCCACAAAGCGUCUCGGGAUUGUGUUUGAAAUGUGUCCGCCCAAGAACCUUCCCCUCCCCCAGAGAUGUGUAUAGUCAUUGGUUAUAACGACUGUUUUUCUCUCUUUCCUUUCUCUUUAUCUCUCACUCUCUAGAAAAAAAAAUAGGAAAAAAAGUAAAAAAAGAAAAUAGGACAAGUAAAAAAAAAAAAAUCACUCCUUUUGUUUGCUCUUGCAUUGCAAAAUUAUAAAGUAAUUUAUUAUUUAUUAUCGGAAAACUUGCCACUUUUCAUGUCAGUUGACUAUUUUUUUUUUGUUUGCUGAAGUAAAAAAGAAAAAAGAAAAAAAAAAAAAAAGAAAAGAAAAGGUUGUACCGUGGUCUUUGAAUUAUAUGUCUAACUCUAUGUGUUUUUGUCCUUUUUCUUUCCUUAAAUAUGAUGUGAAAUAAAAGCGCCAUAUGUAGAAUUAUUAUAUCUUCAGGACUAUUUCACUAGAUAAGCGUUUGGAAUAGAAAUAAUAAUAAUAAUAAUAAUAAUAAUAUUAACAUUAAAUAAUGAACAAAGUUCCCUCUUUUAAAUAUUUACAGGUUAGCAGCUAAAAUACCUGAAAUAAAAUAUUGCAUGCAAAGCCGGUCA